This is a messenger RNA of Protopterus annectens (West African lungfish), 3573 nucleotides long. RefSeq names its product myosin light chain kinase 2 (gene MYLK2). Gene Ontology annotation, biological process: intracellular signal transduction; positive regulation of apoptotic process; protein phosphorylation. The record is from RefSeq and is a predicted model, not a curated record. Gene Ontology annotation, molecular function: protein serine/threonine kinase activity; ATP binding. NCBI's taxonomy places the organism in Eukaryota, Metazoa, Chordata, Ceratodontiformes, Protopteridae. Bases 16 to 2748 code for a protein of 910 amino acids. Gene Ontology annotation, cellular component: nucleus; cytoplasm. The transcript has 13 exons.
ACAUUUCUCUUACCAAUGGGGACAUUUAGGAAGAAAUUCAUGGCUGUUGCUCAGGACAGUAUGACAAGUAAUCUCAACAUGGUAGAUGUCAAAUUGGACUGUCUGAGUAGGAAGAUGGACAAGCUUGCGUUAGGGCAGGAAAAAAUUCUAAAAUUAAUGGAAAUGCACGACAGAGGUGCUGAGCCUCUGCAGAAGGGCCCAGACACCAUGAAAUAUAGUGGUAAAUUGGUAGAGGCACCACAGAAGAGUGACGACAACUGCAGCUGCAAACAGAUUUGUCAGGAGAUAUCAGAAAUGUUGAGUUCUGUUUCUCGGAUUUAUGAGCUUCACUCCCAGCGAAUAGAUCAUCUUGAGCAACUGGUCCAAGCAAUGGUACAGAAGCUGGAAGCAGUCACAGAAAUAACAGCAACAGGGCACAUUACAAAGAGUGAGGUCAUCACUCUGCAAAGAAGAGAACAAGAAGAAGACGACGAACGCUUCUCAGCAUAUCAGAAGAUCUGUAAGCCAUCAGAAUUUUUGUGGAAAAAUGGAUCUGAUCAGCAGAAGAGCAAUGAUGUGAAAGAAGUAAGGACGAGAAAAGAAGGAAAUGGAAUUCUACAUACAAAAGACACGCAGAACCAAAGGGAGGUGGAAGAACCCAAGUCAGAUCCUUUGUACUCCGGCUUGCAAAGCGAACUACAGACUGAAAUACACACAGAGAAAGAUCAAGGAUCAGCAUCUAAAUCUAAACAUAAUAAUAGCAACACCUGUGAUUCUUGUUUAAUGACAUCAAAGGUGACAAAUACUGAUGGUGUAUCUGCAGCUGCUGUAGACGGGUUUCAGCAUCCUACAGAAAUGGAGCAGCAAGCACUAAGGUCUAGUGUCGUUGUGUCUAAAAAGGCUAUAGAACAUGAUACAAAUGUUGGCCUCCAAAAAGAGAGCAGCACUUCAGUUUGUAUUAAAGCUUCUGAGCCGAGUGGAUUAGCUAGCUUUGAAAAGGAAAUCAGUAUUACAGAGGCAAAAAUUAGACAGCUGGUAGUAUGCAAGCAUGAAUAUAUUAGUUCUGGUGUGAAAACAGGUGAGAGUUUUGCUAGCAGUAAAAUGAAGGACAGAUCAAUGUGCACAGAAAUAACGACUGCUUAUUGUGCAUAUGGGGAAAAUAUAAAAGAAGGAGCAGGCACAACACUGGAAACAAAACACACAAAGACUAUGACAAAACAAUUUCAAGUAACAAAUGACAAAGUGACCAAUGUUCCAAAUGAACAGGCUGCUGCUGGUAGAGAGGAAAAUGACACCAUCCAGGGAAACAUUUUGCAAGAAUGUGACUUUAAGGACAAUAUGACGAAAGAAGAGGGUCAAUGCAGUGGAUUAGUUAUGGAAUCACCAAAUAUGCCAAGCCCCCUGAAGCACAGCAAGACAUGCCCAGUGCAACUCAACAGGUAUGAAGUAGGGAAGGAGAAGGUUCCGGAUUCAAAACCAGCAGGAUCUAGUUCAGAAAGUGACACACAGAAAAAUGCUGCGAUGAAUCUUGGAGGAGUAAACUGCAACAGCACUACAUCCGCAGCAGAGACUGUAACUGGAAACAAGCCCAGCGACAUUCCCAUUAGAAGCACGGAGAGUGAAGAAAGAAAGUCAGAAAAUGCACAGGCCUCACCCUAUAUUGAGAUUAAAAUGCACCUAGACAGACUGAAUUCUGUGACUGUGCUCCAACAUGAAAAGCCACGCAGGGAGGGUGAAGUCAAAGUAAUAGAUGACUGCCCACCACCACCAGCACCUUUUCCUCAUCAUGUUGUCUCCCUGAAGUCUGCUCCGCCAUCAAGUUUCUACAGUAUCAACUUACGACAGGUGAUAGGAGGGGGAAGGUUUGGCCAUGUGCACAAAUGCACAGAAAAAUCUUCAGGACUAAAACUAGCUGCAAAAUCAAUUAAGGUUCGGUGUCCUAAAGAUAAGGAGCUUGUGUUGCAUGAGGUGCAAACAAUGAAUCAAUUAAACCACCCAAACCUGAUCCAGCUGUAUGAUGCGUUUGAGUACAAGAAUGACAUCACUCUCAUCAUGGAAUAUCUGGAAGGUGGCGAACUCUUUGAAAAAAUUAUUGAUGAAGACUACCGUUUGACAGAACUGGAAGUUAUGGUGUUUGUUAAACAGAUCUGCGAAGGCAUCCACUAUAUGCACCAAAUGUACGUUCUUCACUUGGAUCUAAAGCCUGAGAAUAUUCUGUGUGUGAGUCAAGCAGGGAACCAAGUGAAGAUCAUUGACUUUGGACUCGCAAGGAGGUAUAAGCCAAGAGAGAAACUGAAAGUAUCAUUUGGAACUCCAGAAUUCCUUGCACCAGAAAUCGUGAAUUUCGAUUUUGUUUCCUUCCCUUCAGAUAUGUGGAGUUUGGGAGUAAUAACCUAUAUGCUACUGAGCGGUUUGUCACCUUUUAUGGGGGAAGAUGACACUGAGACUCUCAACAAUGUGUUGACUGCAAACUGGAGUUUUGACGAAGAGACGUUCAAAACAGUAACUGAAGAAGCAAAGGACUUUGUCUCCAAUCUGCUAAUCAAGGAGAAAAGUGGCCGUCUAAGUGCUGCACAAUGUCUUCGGCAUCCCUGGCUGAAAAACAUCGUUGAAACUGCCAGAAACAACAAUGUUCUGCUAUUGUCUCAGAUCCAGCUGAGGAAAUAUAUGAUGAAGCGACUGUGGAAGAAAAACUUUAUAGCUGUUGCUGCUGCAAACAGAUUUCAGAAAAUCAGCAGCUCAGGCUCAUUAUUCACAAUGGGCAUCUGAAAUGUCAGACAGACCUGCAAGGGUUCGAUACUGCUACGCUACAGCAGAGAGCACAGACCUGGAGAUGAUUACAAAUAACAGAAGUAGGAAUGUAAUUCUGGAGACAGAGACACUGAAGCAAAUGGAUGCAUUCGUGAAAUGAAAGGGAGAUUUGUUCUACGUCUGUGUCAGUUUAAAAUCUACAGCUUAAAAUGAGUGAGCAAACUGUGAAAAAUGUGAAUGUAAAGACUGACUUAAACGCAACAAGAAAGAAAAAACGAAAUAUGAAAAAACGCUAAGGAAAAUGGUAGAUGCGACAAGAUUUCUUUUUAAUUUUGAAAACUACCUGGACUGAAAUGUUUUAAAGCUGCUUUAUGCAUAUUUGUGUAUGUUCUGCACUAAAUGUGUUUUCGUACUGUUUGUGGUAAAGAGCAAACUGCUUUUUAAAUGUAUUUCUAUUAAAACCCGAUCACAAUGCAGUCUGGUUCAGCUGCACCUUUCAUAUGCUACAGUGUGUCAUUAGAAGUAAACUUUAGGCAUACCUGAACUUUGGGGACCCCUACUCAGUGAAACUACAGUUGUAAUGUGUUUUAACUUUUAACAAUUGUUAUUGUUUUUUGCUGCCUACAUGUCUGACCAAUGCUUGUAUCCGGAAAAUGGUUUCCUAACAUGCCCAUUUUCAUACAGCAUGCGUUCUAGCUUGUACACAGAACUGGGGCUUCGAGUGAGGGCAUGGCACUACUGACUGACCUCUGAAUCGUGGGGAUGGGGGAGGGAGAAGUAUUCAGUGCAGUACUGAAACUGUGGCUGGGAAUUUUUACCCAUUUUAACAUACCUGCAAGCACA